UUCUGCUGCUCUUGCCACCUUCUACAAGUUGUUUCUUAUUUAGCUGCCAAAUGUCAAAAAGUCAGACGUGCACAUGUGUUUUCUAAAGAGCACAUCAUGUGUCUGGGAGGAGUUGAGGUUGAGCUGAGGUGGGGGUAUGUGAGGGGAGCAUUUAGCUCACUUUUCCACCGUGCGAGCUGUCAUUCUCCUCUCACGCAGCUGUGGAAAUGAGAUAAAACUGAGCUGCCACUUUUGGAAGCUCUCACUCACUCACUUGUGCAGCCAGAAACCUCUGAAGUACAAACGUUUGGUGACUGGUCAUUGUGCUGGAUGGCAGCUGUAUUCUGUGAGCAGAGGGGGGAUCAACAGGUGGAGCCAAUGAAGAUCUGAUUCCUGCAGUUUGUGGAAUUUUUUUUUUGUGAUUUUAUUUUUGUCUCUUUUUGUUUUUUCUCUCAAACUUGAUCUUUUUUUAGGAAGACUACACUGAACUACAACUCAGAAGACUAGCACGCCUCUGAAGAGACUAUGAAUGUGCUGUCAAACCCAGUGAUCAGGGCCCAGGAGCAGUCUCUAGCUCUCUGUGGCCCCGGGUCUGUCCAGGAUUUACCUCACUGCCCUCCAGGGUUCAACCUGAGCUCCCGCCUGAAUCCGGCACCCAUGCUUGGCCUCCAGAGUGGCCAAAGAUCAACCAAACCUCAGAGGGAGCUGAGCCCUGAGGAGCAGCAGGAGCUCAGGAGGAAGAUCAAUAGCAGGGAGAGGAAGCGGAUGCAGGACUUGAACAUCGCCAUGGAUGCCCUGAGGGAGGUCAUGGUGCCUUAUGCCUCCUCACCAUCCUCUGCCUCCUCCUCGCAGUCCCACCAGCCCGGAGCUCCUCCAGGCCGCCGGCUCUCCAAGAUUUCCACCCUGGUCCUGGCCAGAAACUACAUCCUCCUCCUGGGCUCGUCUCUACAGGAGAUGCGGCGGCUGCUGGGGGAGGUGAGCAUGGGGAUGGGGGUGAACACGGGGCCAGUCCCUCGGCUUCUGCUCACUGGAGGCUGGCCCCUCAUUUCUGGCCCCAGUCAGCUCCUCCUCACCCAGGAGUCCCUCCUCACUUCAGCAGCCUCCUCCUCCUCCUCUUCCUCCACUUCAUCGUCCUCUGCUGCUAAAUGUUCCCUGUUGUCUCCGGGCCCCAUGGAGGCCUCGCUGGCUCCUGUGCAGUGGAGCUCUGCAGGGGCCUCAGGAGGGCCCAUGUGCCCCUGUGGAGUCUGCAGACUGCCCAGAUUUAGCCACUCCACUCCGGCUCCAAGAUUCCCAAAGUGACACCUUGAAGAGGAUUUCACAAGAACAGACUUGAUUUUUUAAAACAUAUGAAUUGUUAUUUGACAUUUUUAAAAAAUGUUUAUAAUAAUUUACUGCAACUACUCACAAUUAUCAUUGAUUUUUUUAAACCCAGUGGAUCUAUUCUGUAGUUGGUAAGACCUUUUUUGUUUCGGAGAUAAGUUGCAUUUUACUUCUCUUAUAUCACAAACAGAGAAACAAGUGACUCCUUUAAUGCCUCUGUCUACAAGUGUAAGCAGUAAUGACCGUGUGGUGCAUUUCAUUUCAGUGUUGGAUGAGAGAUGGUGACAAUUUAAUGGCGUAAAACAUCUGGAAAGGGCCAAAAUCAAGGACUAAAUAAAAAUGAUCAAAUAUAAAAGCUCUCUCAGACAUUUCUCAGUUUAAUAUUGUGAGCGGUGACGUCAUUAUUAGCUGCCAAAGUAGUUUUAGUGAUUUCACAUGAGAGAUUCUUGUUCUUGUGGGUUUUUUUUGCCUGUGCUCCUGGUGUGUGCAGGGCUGUGUUAUUGAAUGAUGAUGUCAUGUAUUUCCACACACUAAUUACAAUUAAGCAAUAUACUCUGAUGACAGUUUGUUGCUUGUUUAUUUUCAACCUUUCAUUUUUGCUUACUGAGCGAUCGAUAUUUAAUAAUAGGCUCAGAGUUAUACAGGUUUUCUACCUACGCAUGUGUUUGAAUGCUCAGAUGUGUGAAUUUAUAUUUAUUUGAUGUGUAUUUUAGUUUGUGUGUGUGUGAAGUGUGUGUUGGGUAUAAGUUGUGAAAAAGACAAAUCACAUGACUAAAGUGAACAUUGGUUUUUGUAUGUUUGGAGCAGUUGUGGUCUAAAGAAAAGUAGACUUGUAGCUGGAGCACGGGUGUAGCACUGGACCCAGUACAUACACACUCUCUCCUCCACACAUCCACAGUUCAUUCAUUCCAGUAUGGGCCCAGUCCUACACCCCCCGUCUGGGAUGUUAACUGGUUUGAUCUUCAGACCAGAGAGAUAAACUGGGGAAAGUGAAAGCGCAGCACUCAUCCCUCCUUCAGCAUUGUAUAUAGGUAUAAGCAAAGCAACUACUCCAGUGGAAUAAAAGUGCAAAACACGUCUGGAUUAAUGAAACUUUGGAAAAGUGACAGCAUUAGAUACACUCUAUAACAGAGAGUACUUUUAAUUAGAACAGUUCCACGAAUGUCGAAUCUUUUGUUUAAGUAACAGCAGGAUUCCAAAGUCACCGACACGAGUCUUCAGAACAGUACAUGUAUGUUUAAUACUGGAGUUACUGAGGAGCUGACACGAGUGCUUCCCAGACUGUUCCUCUGUGUGCAACAUGUGUGUCAGAUGUUCCUCCAAUCAGCAGGCAGACUGCUCCUGUCAUCUCUGUUCUCACAUGAAAAAUCCAGUAUUUUCUAUCGAGCAUAAAGUGACAUCAUUUAACAAACUGUUUUUUAAAAACUUGUUUAAAAUUGUUGUGUCAAGCGUCACAACGUCAAAUCACAUUCAUAGAUUACUCCUCUGUUUUUCCAGUUACUUUUGAGCAAGAAAUGUGAUUGCUUCAUGGAUUAUGGUAACUUUCCCUCAAGUGAAUGAAGCGCUACAUUCAUGUACCUUAGUGGAAGUGGAAAGUGGGUGUGCAAGGUGACCCCAGAGUCGAGGGU
Molecule: messenger RNA, 2927 nt
Organism: Larimichthys crocea (large yellow croaker)
Lineage: Eukaryota; Metazoa; Chordata; Actinopteri; Sciaenidae
Gene: olig1
Product: oligodendrocyte transcription factor 1
Exons: 1
Coding region: 505-1278 (257 amino acids)
Biological process (GO): axon development; sensory organ development; positive regulation of transcription by RNA polymerase II
Cellular component (GO): nucleus
Molecular function (GO): DNA-binding transcription factor activity, RNA polymerase II-specific; protein dimerization activity; E-box binding
Source: RefSeq, a predicted model, not a curated record